This is a messenger RNA of Mucor mucedo, 2228 nucleotides long. Its product is annotated as tryptophan synthase beta subunit-like PLP-dependent enzyme. Lineage: Eukaryota; Fungi; Mucoromycota; Mucoromycetes; Mucorales; Mucoraceae. Gene Ontology annotation, molecular function: tryptophan synthase activity. The record is from RefSeq and is a predicted model, not a curated record. Bases 23 to 2128 code for a protein of 701 amino acids. Gene Ontology annotation, cellular component: cytoplasm. Gene Ontology annotation, biological process: L-tryptophan biosynthetic process. The transcript has 4 exons.
GAAAAAAAAAAAAAAAUAUAGUAUGUCUGCUGGACUUCGCAACGCGUUUAAAAAUGCCAAAGAGCAAGAUCGUCCUGCCUUUGUUACCUUCCUCACAGCUGGUUAUCCUACUCUUAAGGACACCGUCGAAAGUUUGUUGGCUUUAGAAAGAGGUGGCGCUGAUGUCAUUGAAUUAGGUAUUCCUUUCACUGAUCCUCUCGCUGAUGGUCCUACAAUUCAAUAUGCAAGCACUAUCGCACUUGAACACAAGACAGAUAUCACCAUGUGCCUUCAAAUGGUUCGUGAAGCCCGUGAUCGUGGUUUAACAGUACCCGUUGUCUUUAUGGGUUAUUACAAUCCCAUUCUUGCUUAUGGUGAAGAUAACAUGGUACGUGAUUGUAAGGCUGCUGGUGUCAAUGGUUACAUUUUGGUUGAUUUACCUCCUGAGGAAUCCCACAACUUCCGUGGUAUCUGUUACAAGUAUGGUUUAUCCUAUAUCCCCUUGAUCGCUCCUUCUACCACCGAAGAACGUAUCAAAUUACUUGCAGGUCUUGCUGAUUCUUUCAUUUACGUUGUCUCACGUAUGGGUGUCACUGGUGCUCAAAACGAAGUUAACAAUGAGUUACCUCGUCUCGUUUCUCGUAUCAAGAAGUAUACCCAAGCUCCUUUAGCCGUUGGCUUUGGUGUAUCCACCCGUGAUCAUUUCGUUCAAGUUGGAGCUCAUGCUGAAGGUGUUGUCAUUGGUUCUCGUUUGAUUACAGUGAUUAAGGAAGCCCUUGAAGAAAAGAAGAACGUCGCUGAAGUUGUUCAAGAAUACGCUGCCGAAGUUACAGGUCGUAAGGAACCUGUCUUGUAUGCUGCUAAGGAUGCAGGUCUUGCCGAUAUUGAAGUAAAUGAUGCCGCAGGUCGUGGUCCCUUCUCCCCUGAGGAUAUCAAAAACUUUUAUCAAUUGGAUCCUCGCUUUGGUGGAUUUGGUGGUGCUUAUGUUCCCGAAGCCCUUGUCGAUUGUCUUACUCAACUCGAGACUUGUUUCAUUGAAGCUAAGAACGAUCCUCUUUUCAAGGCCGAAUUCGAAUCCUACUACGAUUAUAUCUCUCGUCCUUCUCAACUUCAAUUCGCCAAUCGAUUGACUGAAGAUGCCGGUGGAGCCAAGAUUUGGUUGAAGCGUGAAGAUUUGAACCAUACUGGUUCUCACAAGAUUAACAACGCUGUUGGACAAAUUUUGUUGGCCAAGCGUCUUGGUAAGAAGCGUAUUAUUGCCGAAACAGGUGCUGGACAACAUGGUGUAGCUACUGCUACUGUAUGUGCCAAGUUUGGUUUGGAAUGUGUGGUUUAUAUGGGUGAAGAGGAUUGUCGUCGUCAAGCUUUGAACGUUUUCCGUAUGCAAAUGUUGGGUGCUACUGUAGUUCCUGUCACCAACGGUUCAAGAACUUUAAAGGAUGCCAUUAACGAAGCUAUGCGUGAUUGGGUUGCCAACGUUUCUACCACUCAUUAUCUUGUUGGUUCUGCUAUCGGUCCUCAUCCUUUCCCUCAAAUUGUACGUGAGUUCCAAUCUGUGAUCGGUAAGGAAACCAAGCGUCAAAUGCUUGAAAAGGCCGGUAAGUUACCCGAUGCUGUAGUUGCAUGUGUGGGUGGUGGAUCCAAUGCCAUUGGUAUGUUCCAUCCUUUUGUCGAGGAUAAGACCGUGCGUAUUGUUGGUGUAGAAGCUGGUGGUGAUGGUAUUGAUACCCUUAAGCAUUCUGCUACACUUACAUUAGGUAGCCCUGGUGUUCUUCACGGUACACGUACCUACCUCUUGCAAGAUGUCAAGGGUCAGAUUAACGAAACCCAUUCUGUCAGUGCUGGUUUGGAUUACCCCGGUGUUGGACCUGAACAUGCUUACUUGAAGGAUUGUGGUCGUGCUGAAUACAGAGUUGCUGAUGAUGCACAAUGUUUGCUUGGUUUCAAGAAAUCUACACAAUUGGAAGGUAUUAUUCCUGCUUUAGAAUCUGCACAUGCUAUUUAUGCUGCACUUCAAUUGGCCUCUGAGCUUCCCAAGGAUCAAGAUAUUGUCGUCUGUCUUUCUGGUAGAGGUGAUAAAGAUAUGCACACUGUCACUGAAGUUUUACCCCGUUUAGGUCCCAAGAUCAACUGGGAUUUAAGAUUUUAAAUUAUCUGAAGAAAAAACAAAACAAAAACAACCUUCACCCCCCCUAUUCCCCCCCCUCAUUGUACCAUAUUAAUAAAAAAAUUACUCAAUUUUGUUCUUU